AUGGGCGUACGACCUAUUGCUGAACUAGUUACCAUUUUAGGCCAUGUGCAAAAAUAUGCUCCUAAAGCUGAAACUUGUUGUCUUUUUCAGUAUAGUUUACCUGUCAGCCCUCAUUUAGCGGUACAAAAAGACAAUAAAACUCCUCCUUCAGAAAAAGAAAUUUUGCAAAAAAUUGUUCUGGAGUUACAAAAAAAAAAUCAAAAAUUAGAUCACCAUGACGAGCAAUGGGCUCUUAUUGAAACUGCAGGAGGUGUAUUAUCACCGAGCCCUAAUGGAGGUCUGCAAGCAGAUAUGUAUAGGCCAUUACGUCUUCCAACAAUUUUGGUUGGUGAUUCAAAGUUAGGAGGAAUUUCAACAACAAUUUCUGCUUACGAAAGUUUAAAAAUACGGGGAUAUGAUGUUAAUUUGCUAUUAUUAUUUCAAGAGUCAGUCUACCAAAAUGCAAACUACUUAAAAGAAUACUUUAGUUAUCAACAAAAAAAAUCAGCUUGGAAAGACUCUGUGCCUAAAGUAAUUUCUAUCUUGCCACCCCCAGAAGUUUCCGACCCUAACCUGUACUGUGAAAAAACUGAUUUCAAACAAAUGACAGAGUACUAUGAUGACGUAUCCCGGUCGCCUGAAAUCAGAAGUGCCUACGAAUAUUUGAAAUUUUGUCAUGAAAAACGCAUUAAGUCGUUGGAAGUUAUGGCAGAUAAUGCCGAUAAAAGAAUCUGGUACCCAUUUUCACAACACAGUAAAAUCUCACCCAAAAGUAUUAUUGCUUUAGACUCCGCAUAUGGAGAUUUUUUUCAAAGUGUAACAAAAGAUUCUAGUGCUAAAGAAAUCCUACAGCCUCAAUUCGAUUCGUCAGCUUCCUGGUGGACUCAAGGUCUUGGUCAUGGUAACCCUGAACUAGCUUUAACUGCUGGUUAUGCUGCUGGAAGAUAUGGGCAUGUUAUUUUUGCCGGAACAGUUCAUGACCCGGCAUUACGACUUGCAAACAAGUUGGUGAGUCUAUUGGAUAAUAAAAGGUUAUCCCGAGUUUUCUAUAGUGACAACGGUAGCACUGGUAUUGAGGUUGCUUUGAAAAUGGCAUUUAAGGCUACUGGAAGCCGCUAUGGACUGAAAUCAGAACUCCACAACAAUGAAAUUGGUGUCAUUGGCCUUAAAAGAAGUUACCAUGGUGAUACUAUAGGUUCAAUGAAUGCAUGUGAAGAAUCAGUUUAUAACAAACAAGUUAAUUGGUAUAAUGGAAAAGGUUAUUGGUUUGAAUUCCCGCAGAUUAAACUUUGCAAAGGGACUUGGUGUUUAGAAAUCCCCGAUGGGUUACUUGAUGAUGGGUUGAACUUGCCAAAGUUUAAAUGUUUCCAAUCAUUAAAUGAGAUUUUCGAAUUGGAUAGUCGAGAUAUUCAACCAUACAAGCAAUAUAUUUUUUCAGUUUUGAAAAAAGAAAUUCAAGAAAAAAAGCGAAAUUUUGGAGCUGUUUUGCUUGAACCAUUAUUAUUGGGUGCUGGGGGCAUGAAUGCUGUAGAUCCAUUAUUUCAAAAGGCUUUGGUUGAUGUUGUCAGGGAAACUCCUAGUCUUUUUGGUGAGUUUGAAAAUUCAAAACUUAAUUCCAAAGCUUGGCAGGGACUUCCAGUCAUUUUUGAUGAAGUGUUCACUGGUUUAUACAGGUUGGGGUUUAAGUCCGCUGCAAAGCUUUUGCAAACUGAGCCUGAUAUUGUUGUAAAUGCAAAAUUGCUUACUGGUGGUGUCGUUCCUUUAUGUACGACAACUUCAAGUGAUUCUAUUUUCGAAUCAUUUUUAAGUCCAGAAAAAGUCGAUGGCCUUUUACAUGGACAUAGUUAUACAGCACAUCCGGUAGGAUGUUCAAUUGCGCUUCAGUCCUUAAACGAGCUUGAACACUUGUCCCAAGAUAAUUCCUCUUCUUCCUGGAAAAUUUCGAUGAAAAAAUGGGGUUCAUCUGAUAAUCAAAUCUGGAGUUUUUGGGAUAAAUUUUCUGUAGAAAAAAUUUCCCAAUUUCAUCAAGUUAAAUGCGUUUUUGCCAUGGGAUCAGUGCUUGCUAUCACUCUUAAAGAUAUAUCAAGCGGAUACGCAUCUAAUGCAGCUGAAGAGUUUAAUGAAUUCGUUUCGGGGCUGCAGCUAGAUAAAGAAUUCGGGUUACAUAUUCGAGGACUCGGAAAUGUUAUUUACUUCAUGAGUAGUAUGAACCCUGAUCUUGAAUCUUUGCGCAAAAUAGAAAAUAUCAUUAUUAAAUAUUUUGAAUAA
This is a messenger RNA of Magnusiomyces paraingens, 2247 nucleotides long. RefSeq lists its product as uncharacterized. Gene Ontology annotation, cellular component: mitochondrion. Lineage: Eukaryota; Fungi; Ascomycota; Dipodascomycetes; Dipodascales; Dipodascaceae. The transcript has 3 exons. Gene Ontology annotation, biological process: biotin biosynthetic process. The record is from RefSeq and is a predicted model, not a curated record. Bases 1 to 2247 code for a protein of 748 amino acids. Gene Ontology annotation, molecular function: S-adenosyl-L-methionine:8-amino-7-oxononanoate transaminase activity; dethiobiotin synthase activity; pyridoxal phosphate binding.